UAGGGGUGGAGGGGUAGGAGGAUUUACUCUUCCGUCCAGAGCAUCGCGAGUCCCGUCCUCCCCCUCCCCCCUGCCCGGGCUCCGGCGUGGAGGCGGGGCGUGGCCGGCCUGCUUUGGGAGGGGAGGGGCUUCCCUCUUCAGUGCUGGGCUCUGCCUCGGCGGCUCUGGGGUCGCCUUACCUCGGGGCAUCCGUUCUGCAGUCCAACAGUUCCCGCCAGGGGCAAAGGGUAGGAAGGAGAGCAGGAUCUGCUGGAGGAAGCACACCUGCUGUGCCACCACCGCGAAGACACAGCAGGCUCAGGGCACGAGACGAGCUGGAGACCCGAGUCCCUGGUCCGGGUAACCUGGGAAGCAGAGGGCAAUAGUGGCGCCUUAAGAUAACCCUGUAGCAGCAGCAGUGGCGGCCAAAGGAGGCUCCUCGGGGCACAAGCGGCUGUAGGAGUCUCUGGGGCGAUUGGAGUGACCGACGCCAGGGCGGUUCAGUGCCUCUCGUGUUCUUAUUUUUUAACCUCUGACUAUGCAAUUCUGAAACCUCCCCCAUUCGGGGGACCAGACAGCCCGAUAGACACCUUCCACCCUCCUCCCGCCCUGGUCACAAGAACAGAAGGAUCUCUCCCUAACGCCUUUCACCAUUAAGAGAAAAGCGAUGGAGGAGCUGAGCGCUGAUGAGAUCCGACGGAGGCGCCUCGCACGACUUGCUGGUGGACAGACCUCCCAGCCCACCACCCCGCUCACCUCGCCCCAGAGGGAGAACCCGCUGGGGCCUCCCAUAGCAGCAUCAGCCCCGGGCCCCUCCCAGAGCCUUGGUCUCAAUGUCCACAACAUGACCCCAGCUACCUCCCCAAUAGGUGCAUCAGAUGGUCUUGGUCCUGUUUCCAUCGAUGCCUUCGAACACUUGCAUAAUGCCUUCCAUUUGCUAGGCACUGUGGUGGGAGUUAUGGAUGCAGGCAGAGAUGGGCAAGUCUCACUCAGCAGCAGUGUCCGAGGACCCCGUGUCUGGCAGGAGGGGAUGUCCUCGUGUGGAGAUCUCCAUGCUGGUGCGGUCACAGGAGUAGCUCAUCGAAGCCAGAGCAGCGAAGGAGUCAGUUCUCUCAGCAGCUCGCCCUCCAAUAGCCUCGAGACCCAAUCUCAGUCCCUCUCACGUUCCCAGAGCAUGGAUAUCGAUGGUGUCCCUUGUGAAAAAAGCAUGUCCCAGGUGGAUGUGGAUUCAGGAAUCGAAAAUAUGGAGGUUGAUGAAAACGAUCGGAGAGAAAAAAGGAGCGUCAGCGAUAAGGAGCCUUCAUCGGGUUCUGAAGUGUCCGAAGAACAGGCCUUACAGCUGGUCUGUAAGAUCUUUCGUGUCUCCUGGAAGGACCGGGACAGAGACGUCAUCUUCCUUUCUUCUCUUUCUGCACAAUUUAAGCAGAACCCAAAAGAAGUGUUCUCCGAUUUUAAGGACUUGAUUGGCCAGAUUUUAAUGGAAGUGCUAAUGAUGUCUACCCAGACUAGAGAUGAAAAUCCAUUUGCCAGUCUGACGGCCACAUCGCAGCCAAUUGCGGCGGCUCGGUCCCCGGACAGAAAUCUCCUGCUAACUACCGGCUCCAACCCAGGAGCGAGCCCCAUGUUCUGCGGUGUGGGCUCCUUCGGUGCCAGCUCGUUGUCUAGCCUCUAUGAAACGAGCCCCGCUCCCAGUACGAGUUUCUGGAGCUCGGUGCCGGUGCCGAGCCCGUCCGUUGCCUCGUCCCCUUGCCGUGCAGCCAGCCAGCCGGCUGCGCCUUCCAUUACCCUCAGUCCCCACGGGGCGGCUUCGGGGGCCGCCGCGGGGAGCCAGCCCUCCUCUCCACGGUAUCGCCCCUACACGGUCGCCCACCCAUGGGGGCCUUCCGCUUCUGCCCCGCGGUCCCCAGGCAUCUCCACUCUGUCCAGCUCGCCCGGCCGCCCUGCCCUCGCUGGUAGCCCUCAAGCAGUGCCUGCCAGCUCUCCCAGCCAGAGACCCUCCAGCCUGGGCCCACCUUUACUGGCCGCCUCGCCCAGUGCCGCGAGCAGACGCCCCUCAUCCCUAAGGACCUCUCCUAGUUUGGGAGCCUCUGGUGGGACAGGUACUUGGGAUUCCUACAGUGACCAUUUCACCAUCGAGACCUGCAAGGAGACAGACAUGCUGAACUACCUCAUCGAGUGUUUUGACCGAGUUGGAAUAGAGGAAAAAAAAGCACCAAAGAUGUGCAGCCAGCCAGCGGUCAGCCAGCUUCUGAGCAACAUCCGCUCCCAGUGCAUAUCCCACACCGCGCUAGUUCUACAAGGUUCCCUGACACAGCCAAGGUCCGUGCUCCAGCCGUCCUUCCUGGUGCCGUAUAUGCUGUGCCGGAAUCUCCCGUAUGGCUUCAUGCAGGAGCUGGUGAGAACCACUCACCAGGAUGAAGAAGUGUUCAAGCAGAUCUUUAUCCCCAUUUUACAAGGCCUGGCUCUCGCUGCCAAAGAGUGCUCCCUCGAUAGUGACUACUUUAAAUACCCCCUCAUGGCUUUAGGUGAGCUCUGUGAAACCAAGUUUGGGAAGACACACCCUGUGUGCAAUUUGGUUGCUUCUUUGCCGUUGUGGUUGCCUAAAUCCUUAAGCCCUGGCUCUGGGCGGGAGCUGCAGAGACUCUCUUAUUUGGGGGCUUUCUUCAGUUUCUCAGUCUUUGCAGAAGAUGAUGCUAAGGUGGUUGAGAAAUAUUUCUCAGGGCCUGCCAUUACCCUGGAAAACACUCGCGUGGUUAGCCAAUCACUGCAGCACUACUUGGAGCUGGGAAGGCAAGAGCUCUUCAAGAUUCUGCAUAGUAUUUUGUUAAAUGGUGAAACCCGCGAGGCGGCUCUCGGGUACAUGGCAGCUGUGGUCAAUGCCAAUAUGAAGAAAGCGCAGAUGCAGACAGAUGAUAGAUUGGUAUCUACAGAUGGAUUCAUGCUGAAUUUCCUUUGGGUGCUGCAGCAGCUAAGUACAAAGAUCAAGUUAGAGACGGUGGAUCCCACGUAUAUAUUCCACCCAAGGUGUCGGAUUACUCUUCCUAAUGACGAGACGAGAGUGAACGCGACUAUGGAGGAUGUGAACGACUGGCUGGCUGAACUUUAUGGAGAUCAGCCUCCAUUUUCUGAGCCGAAAUUCCCUACGGAAUGCUUUUUUCUUACCCUGCACGCCCACCACCUCUCUAUUCUGCCAAGUUGCCGUCGCUACAUCCGCAGACUCCGGGCCAUCCGGGAGCUCAAUAGAACCGUGGAAGAUUUGAAAAAUAACGAAAGCCAAUGGAAAGACUCCCCGCUGGCCACUAGACACCGCGAAAUGCUGAAGCGCUGCAAGACUCAGCUUAAGAAACUGGUACGGUGCAAGGCCUGUGCUGACGCUGGUUUACUUGACGAGAGCUUUCUGAGAAGAUGUCUGAAUUUUUACGGCCUUCUCAUCCAGCUGCUGCUCCGUAUCCUGGACCCCGCCUAUCCCGACAUAACACUGCCUUUAAAUUCAGAUGUCCCCAAGGUUUUUGCAGCAUUGCCUGAGUUUUAUGUAGAAGAUGUUGCUGAAUUUUUAUUUUUUAUUGUACAAUACUCUCCUCAGGUGCUUUAUGAGCCCUGUACUCAGGACAUUGUGAUGUUCCUCGUUGUGAUGUUGUGUAACCAGAACUAUAUCCGAAAUCCAUAUCUGGUGGCCAAACUAGUAGAAGUCAUGUUUAUGACCAACCCUGCUGUUCAGCCACGAACCCAGAAGUUUUUUGAAAUGAUUGAAAACCAUCCUCUCUCCACCAAAUUGUUGGUCCCUUCACUGAUGAAGUUUUAUACAGAUGUGGAGCAUACCGGAGCCACCAGCGAGUUCUACGACAAGUUUACCAUUCGCUAUCACAUUAGCACCAUUUUCAAGAGCCUUUGGCAAAACAUAGCUCACCAUGGCACCUUCAUGGAGGAAUUCAAUUCGGGGAAGCAGUUUGUGCGCUACAUAAACAUGCUGAUAAAUGACACGACGUUUUUGCUCGACGAAAGUCUGGAGUCUCUGAAGCGGAUCCAUGAAGUGCAAGAAGAGAUGAAGAACAAAGACCAGUGGGACCAGCUGCCCCGGGAUCAGCAGCAAGCCCGUCAGUCCCAGCUUGCUCAGGACGAACGUGUUUCACGCUCCUAUCUCGCCCUGGCAACAGAAACCGUGGACAUGUUCCAUAUCCUCACCAAGCAGGUCCAGAAGCCAUUCCUCAGACCGGAGCUGGGACCCCGACUGGCUGCAAUGCUCAACUUUAAUCUUCAGCAACUCUGUGGCCCCAAGUGCCGGGACCUGAAAGUAGAAAACCCUGAGAAAUACGGCUUUGAACCAAAGAAGCUGUUGGACCAACUGACAGAUAUUUACCUGCAGCUGGACUGUGCUCGGUUCGCCAAAGCCAUUGCUGACGACCAGAGAUCCUACAGCAAAGAGCUGUUUGAGGAAGUGAUCUCGAAGAUGCGGAAGGCAGGGAUCAAAUCCACAAUAGCGAUCGAGAAGUUUAAACUCCUAGCUGAGAAGGUGGAGGAGAUAGUCGCCAAGAACGCACGCGCAGAAAUCGACUACAGCGACGCCCCAGACGAGUUCAGAGACCCUCUGAUGGACACCCUGAUGACCGACCCGGUGCGGCUGCCCUCCGGCACCAUCAUGGACCGCUCCAUCAUCCUGCGGCACCUGCUCAACUCCCCUACGGACCCCUUCAACCGCCAGAUGCUGACAGAGAGCAUGCUGGAACCAGUGCCAGAACUGAAAGAACAGAUUCACGCCUGGAUGAGAGAGAAACAGAACAGCGAUCAUUAAACCGCCCCCCGUGCCCACCCUCUGCUCGAGGCCAAGGCCAGCCAGGCAAGCAGAAGCAGCGUCGGUGGCGGACAUGCUGUUCAGAUGUUGGAGGCCCAGCGCGGCGGGAGACCCCGAGAGCCCACCCAGAGCGACCAGACGGUGGAGAGC
Messenger RNA from Acinonyx jubatus (cheetah), 4918 nucleotides. RefSeq names its product ubiquitination factor E4B (gene UBE4B). The coding region runs from base 647 to 4768 and encodes 1373 amino acids. The transcript has 29 exons. Gene Ontology annotation, biological process: protein polyubiquitination. Lineage: Eukaryota; Metazoa; Chordata; Mammalia; Carnivora; Felidae. Gene Ontology annotation, cellular component: cytoplasm; ubiquitin ligase complex; nucleus. Gene Ontology annotation, molecular function: ubiquitin-ubiquitin ligase activity. The record is from RefSeq and is a predicted model, not a curated record.